Molecule: messenger RNA, 1604 nt
Organism: Nelumbo nucifera (sacred lotus)
Lineage: Eukaryota; Viridiplantae; Streptophyta; Magnoliopsida; Proteales; Nelumbonaceae
Source: RefSeq, a predicted model, not a curated record
AUGGAAGGGUUGAUUAGUGCGCGCCUGACUCCGGUUUGUCCUCGCAUUAGUCAUCAACAGUAUGCUUUUUCUUCUUUGAAUACCCUCCGUUUAGCAAAAAGUUUGUAUAAGAACCCUCUUCAGAUGAUAAACCAAUCCAAAAGCUUCAACUCAGUUUCUGCUUCAAUUCAACAACCGUUGGAGUCCGCCGCUCCUGCUGGCUUCGACAACACUGUGCCAUCUAAAGAUGUUCUUGACACCUGGAAGAAUGCCAAUGCAGUCUGCUUUGACGUGGAUAGUACUGUCUGCCUGGAUGAGGGCAUUGAUGAACUUGCAGAAUUUUGUGGAGCUGGAAAAGCUGUGGCAGAGUGGACUGCCAGGGUAAUGAAUGGUUCUGUUCCUUUUGAGGAUGCUCUUGCUGCUAGAUUAUCUCUGUUAAACCCUUCUUUGUCCCAUCUACAGGAUUUCCUUGAAAAGAAAACCUCUCAGGAUUUUCCAGGCAUAGAUGAGUUGAUCAAGAAGCUGAAGGCCAAUAACACUGAUGUAUACCUGAUCUCUGGAGGGUUUCGCCAACCAAACCUACAAGAGAUCUGUACUGUUUUGUUUGAUCUGAAGGUGUUGUUGUUCAUAUUUCAACAUGCAGAUAUUUUGGAAACUGAAUUUAUUUUGAAAUUAAUAACUAGAAUAUUUUUCUUUGAAGCUGUUGCAUCACUUCUUGGGAUUCCAUGUGAAAACAUUUUUACCAAUCAACUACUAUUUAGAAGUUCUGGAGAGUUCCUUGGGUUUGACAGGAAUGAGUUUACUUCAAGGAGUGGUGGGAAAGCAACUGCAGUUCAACAUAUAAGAAAGGUCCAUGGAUACAAGAGCUUAGUCAUGAUUGGGGAUGGAGCAACUGGCCUUGAGGCUCGUAGGCCAGGAGGUGCCAACCUGUUUAUCUGCUACGCAGGUGUUCAACUUAGAGAAGCUGUUGCUUCAAAAGCUGAUUAUGUUGAUCUAAGUGGCCAAAUGCCCUCGAUUUAGUAUAACUUUGGUGUAUGGAUAAAUCCUACGGCCGAUGGCAUAGCCUACACCAAUGGGUAAAUAAUCUUGUCUCCUAUCUAUUGUUAUUUUUUGUUACUUUGCAAGUUAAACAAACUAGUGCCAUGUCAGCAUAUUGCUUGUUUGCUGUGGUCAAAGUUUGGCAGGAUAGUUGAUAGAUUGUGGGCAAAUAAUCCUACCAUGUAGGACACUUGUCCCUUGAUCAAAGAGGCCAAACAGUUCCAAGUGGUUGCUUUUAUUCUCGGAUUGGAUAAGCUCUCUCCAAUAGAAAAGUUUUAUAACGUUGUGUGUCAAAGGUUUCGAUAACAGGAUUGGAUGUAAAAACUGCAUUUUUAAAUGGAGAACUUAAUGAAGAAAUUUAUAUGCAACAACCAGAAGGAUAUUUAAUAAAGGGACAAGAAGGAAAUCUAUAUAAAUUAAAAAGGUCCUUGUAUGGAUUAAAACAAUCUCCUCGUAUGUGGUAUUAUACUUUUCAUAAUACAAUCAUAAAACUUGGUUUUGUUCCAAAUACCUUUGAUCACUGUGUUUAUGUCCUAAAUAGAGGGAGUUCCAUUGUGUUGUAGUCUUUCUAUGUGGAUGAUAUCUUG